Triticum aestivum (bread wheat) is the source of this 2133-nucleotide messenger RNA. RefSeq lists its product as uncharacterized. The record is from RefSeq and is a predicted model, not a curated record. Gene Ontology annotation, molecular function: protein binding. The coding region runs from base 60 to 1082 and encodes 340 amino acids. The transcript is spliced from 4 exons. NCBI's taxonomy places the organism in Eukaryota, Viridiplantae, Streptophyta, Magnoliopsida, Poales, Poaceae.
UCCACUUUCUCCACUCUCACCCAGACCUAGACCUAGCCCUAGACCUAGGGUUGGCCACCAUGGAAGCACCGCCGCCGCCGCGGCGGCCGCCGGCGAUCCCGGACGAGCUCUUCGAAGAGAUCCUCCUCCGCCUCCCACCCGACGACCCCGCCUGCCUCCACCGCGCCUCCCGCGUCUGCAAGGCCUGGAGCCACACCGUGUCCAGCCUCAGAUUCCGACGCCGCCUCCACGAGCUCCACGGCACACCCCCCGUGCUCGGCUUCCUCCACAACUGGGAGGACGAUUUCAUCCCCCGAUUCAUCUCCACCACCGCAUCGUCCUUCUACCUCGCCGCCCCGGACUGCCUCACCUGGCGGGCCAUCGACUGCCGGCACGGCCCCGCCCUCUUCUUCCCCGAGGAAUUUGGUGAUCAGGAACAGGAAAUCCUCCUGUGGGAGCCAAUCACGGGCGCCCAGCAGCGCAUACCGGCGCCCCCGGCGUUGUGCGACAAUUUCUCGACGGCUGCCGUGUUGUGCGCAGCGGACGGGUGCGCCCACCGCGACUGCUUCGGUGGUCCUUUCCGCGUGGUCUUCCUCUUCGACGUCCUGAUAGACGAGGACGAGGAGACCCACCUCAUAUCGGCCAGCAUAUACUCGUCCCAGACUGGCGCCUGGGGGGAGCUGACCUCGGUUCACAGCAACAUCGACUUCUCCUCGGAAUUCACAGAAAGCUACAGCGUGCUCGUUGACAGAUCGGUGCUCUACUUCAUGUCUGACGGCAACGCCAACAGUGCGUUCGUCGUGGAGUAUGACUUGGCAAGCCAUGACCUGACUCUGUUCGGCCUACCGGACACAUACUACGGCCAUGCAUAUAGCCUCGUGCUGGUGGAAGAUGGUGGAAUCGGAGUAAUCCAAUGCUUGGAUAAGCAUCUCAAAUUGUGGAGAAGAGAGGCCAGUGCUGAAGCAGGAUGGGUGCUGAACCGGGUCAUGUGCUUGGAAAAUUUCAUUCCAAUGAAUGCUUUCUUCCAUAGAGUGCAAGUGCUGGGCUUUGCUGAGGAAGCAAAUGUCAUUUUUUUAACACGGUUGCCGGCCUGUUCACAAUAGAGCUACGAUCAGGGCAUGUGAGGAAGGUGUGCAGUGAUCGAGGCUUCUGUAGUUUGAUCCCAGUUGUCAGCUUCUACACUCCUCUACCUCGAGGCAAGCACCCGAAUCUGCCGGCGUCGAGACCUAGUGGGGAGGCAAGUGGUGAGGAGGGGGGAGAGGAGGAAAAAACAGUGGAUCAGGCACAGCAAUUGUUGAACAAGGGGUCCGAUGCUACCAAGGAAGUUGACUUUAUCAACACCUUCGAAUACGUCAACCAUGACCUCGAGAUCAGGGUUCCGUGUUAUGGAGAAGGUGCUCUGGAGGGAGCUCGCACGCUCAACAAAUCUGGAUGUGCCUUGCUACCCAAAGAUUCUUCAGCUGAUGUUCCCAAGAGUGCACCAAGUUUAUGCCUUUGUUUUCACCUAGGGCUCCCAGGAUUUUGUGAAUGUACAACCAGGAGAGAUGAUGCCGGGAACUCGAUGACCUCUGAAAGCAAUGUUGAGGAUGAUCCACCUUUGGAGGAAGAUUGCUGUCUGCAAGUCAACAUGUCCUCUUUCGCUUGUUCUUCAGAACAACAGCAAGAGGAAGAGGAGAGGAAACGUCAAUACGAAGAAAAGUGAAGAAGAAAGUGCAGGCUGGCCAUAAUGAACCUGAGGACAUUGACCCUGGUGUUGUUGCUAUGAUGGGUUUCCGAGGUUUCGGCAUGUCGAAGAAGUGAAUACUUCCAGGUGGUGUGUCUUUUCGUCGAAGAAGACAUGGUCGUCGGCUCGUUGCUAUAUGCUCCUGGUUCUCGUGAUUGUGCCAGCGAGACACAGCUGUCUGAUGCAAAGCUUAAUAUUGGAAUGAUGAAAUUCUGUAAUGAAUGGUGACCUUUGUGCUGUAAAUUGGUGAUCAUCUGAGUAACAUUUCAUCUUUGAGAAACAUGAUAACUAUGGGCUGCAUAUUUCCUCGGUCACAAGAAAAUACUCCAUUAUCUUAUAGAAGUGGAGCAAUUAGCAGUUGAAGUACUCUGUUAUUUCUCAAGACCCGCUUCUUCUACUGUCAUCACUUCUCUGUUUGAAAAAUGUUUGAA